Molecule: messenger RNA, 291 nt
Organism: Dracunculus medinensis (Guinea worm)
Lineage: Eukaryota; Metazoa; Nematoda; Chromadorea; Rhabditida; Dracunculidae
Source: the annotation of a GenBank genome assembly
AUGCAGCUUAUAUUUCAAAUUCAUUGUUCAUGUCCGCAAGUUGAACAACAAUGUCCAUGCACGCAACCCAUAGAGCCAGCUGAACCACCCGUAUUCCCAACUCCAUUUUUUCCACCGGAAGAAACCUCUCCGGAACCACCACCACCUACACCACCACUAAUGCCACCUACAGAAGAAGUGCGUUGCGCUAACUGUGGAAUACAGUUAUGCAUACAAUUAUUAAAUAUGCAAUGUUACUGCAUAUCGGGCCAUUCGCCUUGCGCUAAUGGAAAUGCUUGUUGUAAGCGGUGA